Colletotrichum higginsianum IMI 349063 is the source of this 1776-nucleotide messenger RNA. Its product is annotated as Metal ion transporter metal ion transporter. Lineage: Eukaryota; Fungi; Ascomycota; Sordariomycetes; Glomerellales; Glomerellaceae. The coding region runs from base 1 to 1776 and encodes 591 amino acids. The record is from RefSeq and is a predicted model, not a curated record. Gene Ontology annotation, cellular component: membrane. Gene Ontology annotation, molecular function: cadmium ion transmembrane transporter activity; manganese ion transmembrane transporter activity. Gene Ontology annotation, biological process: intracellular manganese ion homeostasis; iron ion transport. The transcript has 3 exons.
AUGAAGCCCACAUGGCUGGACACGCCCCAGAAAGGGGAGGAGGCCAGCGUCCGCAGGCUCAGUGCCGACCCCUUCACCGCCGACUACACCAUCAACCAGACGCUGCAUGGCCAGUCACACCCGAACGCCCGGCGGUUGAGCAUAGACGUAGCGCCCGACUUCGUCAACCUCGACACCGUCGUCUCGUCCCCCGGCACGUCGGAGGGCACCGCGGACUCUGUGCCGACGUCCAAGGGCCGGGCCGAGCUUGACGACUCAGCGCCGCUGUCCUUGUUAUCGGGGCCGACGCUCCCUCUCCCGAACCACACGUAUCGCAAGGAGCGCCCGACGUGGAUUAGCCGACGAUGCGGCGACCUCAUCACGUUUGCAAAGUUCCUGGGCCCCGGGUUCAUGAUCGCCGUCGCCUACAUUGACCCCGGAAACUACGCCACCGACAUUGCCGCCGGCGCAUCGUACCACUUCGACCUCCUGUUCAUCGUCCUGCUGAGCAACGUCGUCGCCAUCUUCCUCCAGAGCCUUGCCAUCAAGCUUGGCACCAUCACGGGCCUCGACCUGGCCACCGCGUCCCGCGUCUUCCUCCCGCGAUGGCUCAACAUCUUCGUCUACGCCCUCGCCGAGGUCGCCAUCAUCGCCACGGACAUGGCCGUCGUCAUCGGCACGGCGACCGCCCUGCACUUGCUGGUCCCGCGGCUGCCGCUCAUCGCCUGCGUCGUCCUGACCAUCGUCGACGUCGUCUUCAUCGUCGUCUUCUACCGGCCCGACGGCUCCAUGCGUGGGCUGCGCAUCUUCGAGAUUGGGGUCUGCGUCCUCGUGCUCGGCGUCGUCGUCUGCUUCUGCAUCCAGCUUUCCCUGAUCGAGGAUACGACCGUCGGCCAGGUCUUCCGGGGCUAUCUCCCGUCCAGCUCCAUCAUCGAGACUCAGGGUCUGUACCAGUCCUGUGGCAUCCUGGGCGCGACGGUCAUGCCACACAGCCUCCACCUCGGCUCCGGCGUCGUGCAGUCCCGCCUCAAGGAGUACGACACCAAGGAGGGCAACCUCCAGGAGAUCCCCCGCUCCGACACGAUAACGACGGACGGCAGCUAUCAUAAGGUUUUCUACUUUCCCUCCAUGGACGCCAUCCGCCACUGCAUGAAAUUCUCCAUCGCCGAGGUCGUCUUCUCCCUCUUCAUCUUCGCCCUCUUCGUCAACUCGGCCAUCCUUAUCGUCGCCGGUGCCGCCCUAUACCAUGGCGAGACGUCCCUCGCCUCGGACAUCUUCGGCAUGCACGACCUCCUCGCCAACAGCAUCUCCUCCGCCGCGGGUAUCAUUUUCGCCUUCGCCCUACUGCUGUCGGGCGUCUCUGCGGGCCUGGUCUGCACCAUCGCCGGCCAGCUCGUCAGCGAGGGCGCCCUUAACUGGCGCAUGCGGCCCUGGCUCCGCCGCCUCGUGACGCGGAUGAUCAGUAUCACGCCCACCAUCGUCGUCGUCGCCGUCGCGGGCCAGACCGGCCUCAGUAACGCGCUGACAGGCACCCAGGUCGUGCUCUCGACCGUGCUGCCCGUCAUCACGGCGCCCCUCAUCUACUUCACCUCCCUCAACAAGUACAUGACCGUCGUCCCCGGCGCCGCGAGCUACGGCUCCGACACGGGUGUCGUGCCGGCGAGGCGCUUCAGCGUCGUCGGCGUCAAGAUGGCCAACUCGUGGUGGGUCACGGUGCUAGCCGUGCUCAUCUGGCUGAUGAUCACCAUCAUGGUCGUCGCGAACCUCGUGCUGUUGGUGAUACAAAUCGCGAGGUAG